AUGAGUCAAACAAUUGAGGAAGCCGAUACUUAUACUUUGGUAGAGAAUCUCGCACAAAGCAAUGGGAGUAAUGGCUCGGAUUAUGAUCGGACUACAAGGAAAAACAAUGAUGAAUCUCAUCAUGCCAUCCAAGAGCUGAAUGCAAAAAUGGAUAAGAUAUUGAAGCGUGACCAAAAGAUGACGGUAAACUCUUGUGAAGAGUAUGGUGGAUAUCAAGGGUACCAAGACUUUGGUGUUGAAGGGUAUGAGGAGCCACAAGAAGAGUUGAACUAUGUUGGAGGUCAAGGAUUCCAACCAAGACCUUUCAACCAAAACUAUAGGAACCACCCGAGGAACGCCUUUAUAACCAAAUGA
Molecule: messenger RNA, 354 nt
Organism: Brassica oleracea var. oleracea
Lineage: Eukaryota; Viridiplantae; Streptophyta; Magnoliopsida; Brassicales; Brassicaceae
Source: the annotation of a RefSeq genome assembly